CGAUGAUGUUUAGAACACAUUCGUAUAUCAUUCCCUUUAAACCAAAUGUUUAAGUAGGAUAAGUGUUAAACCACACCAAUGUGAUAUUUUGCCAGGAUUCGAUGAAAAAUUUGACCGAGGCAGCUGCACUAAGUCGGCCAACAAAGCGACCAAAUUAAAGAGAAACUGGUAAUCAAAGAAACCGUACUAGAAGAAUCAAGGGAAUGAGACGGUAUUCAAAAGGGAUUGAAACAUCCUUCAACAACGAAGACGAAAACAGCAUCAGUAAAUUCGAGGAAAAUGCGACGAUCUUGAGACCUUGCCUUUUGCAUACCAUACCUGUUGGAUCAAUUCUCACAGAACUGACGUUUUUAGAAUGCUCACCGAAAUUAUCUGCGAUUGCGGAUCGGGAUCCACGAGCUGCUAUGGCCAUGAUAUUAAAUGAACUUCAAGAAACCAGAAAAGUUUCGUUUUGGAUUGGCUUUUGUGUUGCUUUACAAAAAUCAGGAUAUGGGAACGUGGCAAAGCUUUUGACAGGCCCUUUACCUACAAACGGCGCCUAUCAGAUCUUUUACAUGAAGACACUUUCACCUUUCCUUCGGACUUUGAUUCAACCACAACAGCUCCUAGAUUAUCUUUAUGGCGUGGGUAUUUUGGACAGUCGAGCAGUACUGCGCAUAAAAGACAGAAAACAUUUUGGUAGACUGGCACUCACAGACCACUUACUGGAAUGUCUACCCAACUCCCAUGCAUUCUGGUAUGACCACUUUGUUCAGGCUCUUGUCAAUACCGGUGUUCACGAAGAAGCUGUGGCCAUGCUAAAUAUACCACAAAUUCUAAACGACGGCGACGAUGAAACAAGCGUAGAAAAAGUUUUUGCUCGAAACAAGAUAAUACAUAAUGAAAUUCCUUUCAAUAAGCACAGAGGUAAAACUUUUGAAAAAGAAGAUAAACUCGAAUCAGAAGCAAAUAACAGUAAAAAUGAAAAACACAGAGACGCAAGAAGUCUGACUUAUAAUGAAGAAAAACAUGACGAUGAAGACGGUGACCUCAGUCAUAUUAUAGGGCAGGCUUUAAGCGAUAUUAGUGAUGACGAUGACGGUUCAAAUGCAACAUUUAGCUCCUUAGAUUCUGUGUCGGAAGAGACUCAACGAAAAGAGAUUGAUUCUGAAUUUGGUUGUUCAGACAGUGGAUUAGACUCAAUAAGUGUUACAUACAAUAAGGAAUUGUAUGAUGAUUUGUAUGUGGACAUUUCAAAUCAACAAUAUUGUGCACAGUCAAAGGCCAUGAUAUUAAAUAACAUGUUGUAUCCAUGGGUGGAGUUAGAUGACAGUUUAGUUUCUCGUGGUGAUGGUGACAUUAUUUUAUUGGCGGAGGUUGGCACGGAUCACUUUAAUGAUGAUUGUACCCCCAACGUUUUGCCGCUUCAGACGCUUAAUUCGGAGUUCAUACGAAGUCUCAAUAACAACUCGCAUACAAUAUCUGCAGAGUGCUCAUCGAUUACUAAUGGAAAACAUUUAGAAGAUCCAACAGGUGUGCAAAUGCACGAGUAUUCAAAAUUAGAUGCUACUGCACACUGCCAGUCAGUCCCGCCCUUCGCCCUUCAACGGUCCCAAGCAGAUAAAGUACAAAUGGGUGAAUCUCUGAAAAUAGAAGGUUCUUCAGAGCAGGUACCAACGCGACCACCCGCUCUUCAACGUUCGCCAAGAAAAAUCCAAUAUACUGACGUUGUGAUUUUUGAACACAAAGAGACGAUGACAGAGACAACGCUAUUGAGUCCAGACCAUCUGUCUCUUCCUAAAGAUUGUCAAAUACUUGAUGUAUUAAAAGGACGAGGUACUUUUGAUGAUUAUUUAAAGAAAAUCCAGUUACAGAACAGCGAAUUGCACAAUGAAACACCCACGAGAAAAGAAAUCGUCAAUGCCUUAGCUGAACGUAAUGCUUUAUUAAACAGCAAGAGGAAGGACAUAGCUGUUAUAAGGAUGAAAGAACUAGAAGCGUGCGCACUUCAAACGGCUAUGAUUUCUGACGAGGUUUGCUUAGAGUACGAAACUGAUCUAACGAAAGGAUUGUAUUCAGCAAGAGAAUUGAAAAAUGAUGUUAUAACACAACCUAUACCAAAGCCUUCGGACAACGAACAGUACGAAACAGUUGAUGAUGAGACUUCAGUUGAAACGACGCUUACGCGCGCCACUGGAUGUCCAGCAGUUAAUCGAAACGUCGUUGUUGGAGAUGUGUCAAAGGCGAUGGAAGACGAUACAAUAUAUAAAGAUUCAGCUAUUUACUCAGAGUAUGUGCCGCCCAGUGAAGAAAUUGGGGGCAUUUAACGUGUUUUAACCGCCAGUUUAAGUAAAGUGUGCUCACCGUGUGCAUACAACAUUGUUUUAUCAUCUGUUAUUAAGGAUUUUAUUUGUCAUUAUAUAUCAAUAUGUUUUAGAUCCAAUUGUUUAAUGAAUCUUUAAACGUCUUUAUUAUGUACAGAAACUUAACUUAAAUUGUGUCAAGCGUUGUCUGAGCAGAAGAAAGAAUUACCUAGUGAUAUACGAACAUAAUGUAUGACCAUACUUAAAAAAAUAAGGCUGUGAUUACCGCGAAACGACAGGACGGGCCGUACUCUCACAAGUAUGCCCCAAACUUAUAGAAUAUGUCCCAACGUUGUGUGUCCUUUCUUACUUCGUAAAUUUGCUCGUAAAUACAUACACAAUUUAGAGUUUUCAUUCAUAUGAUAAAAGGGGCUAUCUAAUAUAAUGUCAAAUGCUUCUUUAAUUGCAGUGUAGGGUUACAAAUGCAGUAAAUGUUUACAUGGUUUUUGACUGAUGGUCAGAAUAAUUGUUAUCUCGAUUUAAUAACGAAGGGACACAUUUGCAACUGUUUAAACAGCUGUUGAGUGUUUUUAAUUUAUUUUAAUGUACACAUUGUUUGUUAAAAUAACUAAACUAUGAGGUGAUGGCUGUGGUCUAUUCGAUAUAAAGUAACCCUCAAGUUCAAGAGUUUAAAUGUUCGAUCCCAUUCUCGAGCUUUGAUCGUAACAAACAGCAUCAUACACUGGUUCUACCCAGGGCACUUACAUUCAGUUUAAAAAAGAGCAUAGGGGUUUCGAUACAACGAAGCGUUAUAUCAUUAAAAACGGUUAAAGAUAAAUAUUGUGAACUUAACAUUUGUUUAGUUGUAUUGAUAUUUUUAGUUUGUAAAUCAAAAAGACACAUUCAAACAGAUUGUUUCGCAUAAUAAGAUAUUUUAGUAUUGGUAAACAUUAUAAUAUUAUAACCUUCGAAAUCUGCUCAUUGAUUGUGGUUUGAAUAUUAAGUUGACGGACGGAGGCAUGAACGCGCAGACUUGCGGACGAACACCAGGCAUCACGGUAUCCCAAAAGCUCACAUUGAGCACGUCUUGCUUAGGUUACCUUAAGUUCAAAUGGUUACAUUUAAAUCGGCUUUAAAUGCUCGAUGUGGGCUUUUAGGAUACCGUGAUGUCCGGCGUUUGACCGUAAGUCUGUGCGUUAAUGCCUCCAUCCGUCAACUUUAUCUUACAACCUUACGUUUAUUGAGCCAGACACAAUUACGUCAUGAGUUUGAAGGAUUGCUCUCUUCAUAUCUUGAAAUUGAACAAGUUAACGGCUUCAUAACACUUCAGGCACCUUGUUUAUUGUAUUUGCUAACAUUAAAUUGCUAUGACCACAAAUGUUGUCUAUGAAUUAUAUACGUAAUUG
Messenger RNA from Dreissena polymorpha, 3688 nucleotides. RefSeq lists its product as uncharacterized. The transcript has 10 exons. The coding region runs from base 204 to 2306 and encodes 700 amino acids. The record is from RefSeq and is a predicted model, not a curated record. Lineage: Eukaryota; Metazoa; Mollusca; Bivalvia; Myida; Dreissenidae.